GGGACAGGCUUGGAGGGGAGGGACCAUAAGAAGCUCACGACCAUGGCUGAGUCCAUCACCUAUGCACAUCUGCGCUUUGCGAAAUCUCCUCUGAAGAAGACUCUUUCAGCCAGGCUGAAGCAGGACCCUGAGGUGGAUGAAGAUGGGGAGCUCACCUAUGAAAAUGUGCAGGUGCCUUCGGCCAAGGAUGUGUUCCCCAGCCCAGCUCAGCCUGGCCUUGGGGAACAAAUAGGAGGGGAAAAGACAGAAAAGCCUGUUACUGCAUCUCAUUCAGUGACAUCACCAGUUGCCAGGAGGAUUCUGCCCUGCCCUGUGGCCUGGACACCGCACAUUCUCCUGAGCCUGCUGGGCACCUGUUUGCUGUUGGGGGUCACUACUAUCAGCCUGGGAGUUCAAUAUAUGCAGAUAUCUCACCAGCUUAGAAAUACCAACCAAGUCCUGGAAGUCACCAAUGGUAGCCUAUGGCAGAAGCUCGAAAUGGGGGCUAUCCACUUGUCAAGGAAGGAAAUGGAUCUGCAGGCUGCCAGGGAGGAGCUGUCCCAGACCCAGCAAAAGUUGGAGGUAGAAAAGGGGCAGCACCAAGCUGCUGAGGACUACCUGCUGACCUGCAGAUUGGAAUGGAAUAAGACAGAAUUGAGCCUGAAGGACAAUAUGGAGGAGAAGAAAAACCUGGAAGAAAAGCUGAAAAUCUUGCAGAAUAGGCUGAAGCAAGUUCAGCCCCUUUUCAGUUGCCCAUCCCGAAAUAAUGGCCAGGAGUGGAAAUUUCACCAGUUCCCAGAAAACUGCUGUCCCUUGGGGUGGACGCUAUUUAAGAAGAAAUGCCUGUACAUCUCAAGCAACCAGAAGAAUUGGAGGCAGAGUGACUUGUUUUGUCAAUCUCUAUCCUCAAAGCUGUUUGUUUUUGAGUCAUGGGGAGACAGAACUUUACUUAUCUUUUCCUGUGGACUUCCUCCACCCAACCCAGUCUGUCUUUCACGCCAGGAACCCAUAAGGCAGAUACUUAACAAAGAAAAACUAUUUGAUGAUUUCUGGAUCCAGGGAUGGCAAAUAAAGAACAAGAGAGAACGAGAUCAAAAUACAGUAAAGUGUUCAAUUUUGAACCAUUACUCUUACUACUCAUCUGACUUCUGUGACAAGAUUUUGUCCUUCAUCUGUGAGAAAGAAGCCAUCAUAUCUCCUGUUGAGAUGGAGAACCACUUCCUUCACUGAGCUGGGUCCAAAGCUUCAGGAUUCAUCUUUUCAAGUCCUCUAGGCCUGUGUGGCCAGUGCUUAGAUUGAGGACUGAAUGAACACUUCUCUAAACCAGCAUUCACAUCUGAUCCCACCUUCUACUUCAAGUCUUCAAGAGAGAUUGGACUACUCCUGGGAAGAGGGGGACCAGCCUCAAGUAGGGGGAUUUGGAUCCUAGCAUCUUCAUUGAGGCCCCUGGCCCACUCUUGGGCCUCCAUGAGAGCUCAAAAGAACCUGAAAAGUGCUUCCUAUAUCAGCAAACAGAGGAUGGAUUGUGGGAGUGGCAAGCAGAAAGAUCCCAAGUGUUCCCCACUGCACCCAAAUGACUACCUGCCCAUCCUGAUUGACUUUCAGAGCAGGAUCAUAGGUCUAAAACUGAGAGGGAGCUUAGAGGUCAUCUUCCCUCUCUAGUCGAAUUCUCCUCAUUUUGUAGUUAAGGAAACAGGCCCACAGAGGUUACAGAACUGGUAUCUGAACCCGGGUCUUCCACUACACUACAUUGCCCUACCACCUCUCUCAUUCUUUAAAUUUAUUUUUUUUAAUUCUAAAUUUAACAAACAGCAAAUAAAAUGGGCAUUUCUGUAUA
Vombatus ursinus (common wombat) is the source of this 1816-nucleotide messenger RNA. RefSeq names its product CD72 molecule (gene CD72). Gene Ontology annotation, molecular function: transmembrane signaling receptor activity. Gene Ontology annotation, cellular component: plasma membrane. The coding region runs from base 43 to 1209 and encodes 388 amino acids. Lineage: Eukaryota; Metazoa; Chordata; Mammalia; Diprotodontia; Vombatidae. The record is from RefSeq and is a predicted model, not a curated record. The transcript is spliced from 10 exons.